ACCAUUAUCAAUGUCUAUCCGAUCUUGGUCCCUCCUACGUAGCCUUCUUCCUUUUAAAUCUCCUCUCUUGUUCCAAACCCAAAGACCCAUGAUUAUUCGUUUUCUGUUUUCUCUUGGUUUUUAAUGGAAGGCUCGCGGCGGAGAAGGGGAGAUGGGUGCACUGUCGUGGAGUGUUAUACCCCUCGGAGGGUCGUGGGUCGGUGGCUUUCUGGGUUGAGAAGUUCCAAAGGGAAGAGAGAUGCAGGGGAGCAACAAGAAGAUGAUACCAGAAGGUACCAAUUAGCGCCCAUAAGGUGUUCGACGAAACGCCUGAACCAGAGUAGAGAGCCGGAGGCUAAUACAUUUGAGUCACAAAGCAGAGAAGCACCUUUGGAAAUGGGAAUUGGUUCUUUUUUGUUCUAUCUUGUUGUUGCAAGUAAAACCGAGCUUGAUAAGAUGACAAACCUGCGAAUGCAAAUGGAGAUGUUUCUUCUUAAUGCAAAAGAAGAAUUACACAAGAAAGAACUACAGGUAAAUCCUUCUAUGUCUUCAAAUGAAGCAAGCGGUUACCAGUUUUCUCCUCAAGAAUUCUCGAAUUUGGCGUCAUCCAUUUUCCAAGAGUCAUCUUCGAGUGUUCUUCAAGAGGAGUACACCGAAUUCGAGGUCUCAAAACCGGAGGAUCAUCAUCGAGGAACAGACUGCCACUCAAAACUCCAGGCUGAGGUAGGUAGGUUACCUCUGGAUGAAAAAGCAGAGGAUAGACAUACAAAGCAUCAGAUUCAGAGACAAUGCAAACUUAAAGACAAUGAGGUCACGAAGAGUCAUAUACCAGAGAUGGUGGUGUCAGAUGAAAGAUAUGGAGUGUGUCCGUACGAACUAGAGAAAAAGCUGCAUGAACUACUGGAGACAAGGCAACAAGAAGAGUUAGUGAAGCUUGAGACUGCUCUGAAUCGUGUUGAACGCAGACUACAAGAGAAAGAAACCGAGGUUUUAUGGUGGAAAGACGCAGCCCGCCUGCUUGCCCAGCGUGUUCCUGAAUCUUCUCGGUCUGGACUAGAAUGGUGCAACCCAGACUCUUCCACAUGUUCAGAACGAUCUGUUCCAAGAUCUUAUGAAACAUGUUCGAAACACCGCACCAGUUUUUCUAGAUGAAAAUCCUUAAGUGGAAGAGUCUAGAUUUGCUGUUACAGCGUUUUGUCUGAAGAGUUCUUAAGCAUUUGUGUGAAGUUUACUUUUAGUUAAACUAGUUGCGGCUGUCUCUGUUUGAUGCAGUGUUAUACAUACCAUUACCACCUGAAAAUCAGUAUCCAGGUGUAGGAAUUGCACUGUAUCUGUAUCCAAUCAAGCUUCUUCUAAAAU
Molecule: messenger RNA, 1338 nt
Organism: Arabidopsis arenosa
Lineage: Eukaryota; Viridiplantae; Streptophyta; Magnoliopsida; Brassicales; Brassicaceae
Source: the annotation of a GenBank genome assembly